GGGGCGCUGCCUCCUGGGCCGUCAGCGCCGCCGCGGUGAGGGGCCCGCGGGCCGCCCGCCCGCCCGCCUCGCCGGCGCCAUGAAGCGGCAGAGCGAACGCGAGUCGAGCCCGGGCGGGCGCAGCUCGUCAUCGUCCGCAAAGCGGCCGCGGGAGCGCGAGCGGGAGGCGGAGGCGGGCGGGCGGCGGGCGGCGCACAAGGCCUCCGGCGGCGGCGGCGGCAAGCACCCGGCGGCGGCCCGGGUCCGUGACAAGCCCCGCGGCAGCGGCGGCGGCGGCGGCGGCGGCGGCCACCGGGACGGCCGCGGCGCCGGGGACGCGAACCACCGCGCGGGCGGCGGGCGCUCGUCGGGCUCGGGCGGCGGCGGCGGCGGGGGCCGGGCCGGCAAGGCCUCGGGGGACCCGGGCGCGUCGCCCCGCGCGUCGCCGCUGCCGCCGCCGCCGCCGCCGCCGCCGCCGCCGCCGGGCGCCGAGCCCGCGGGCCCCGGCUCGGCCAGCGCGCCCGAGUACAAGACGCUGCUCAUCAGCAGCCUGAGCCCCGCGCUGCCCGCCGAGCACCUGGAGGACCGGCUCUUCCACCAGUUCAAGCGCUUCGGCGAGAUCAGCCUGCGCCUGUCGCACACGCCCGAGCUGGGCCGCGUGGCCUACGUGAACUUCCGGCACCCGCAGGACGCGCGCGAGGCGCGGCAGCACGCGCUGGCCCGCCAGCUGCUGCUCUACGACCGGCCGCUCAAGGUGGAGCCGGUGUACCUGCGCGGCGGCGGCGGGGGCGGCGGCGGCGGCGGGGGCCGGCGGAGCAGCAGCAGCAGCAGCGCCGCCGCCGCCGCCUCCACGCCGCCCCCCGGGCCGCCCGCGCCCGCCGACCCGCUGGGCUACCUGCCGCUGCACGGCGGCGGCGGCGGCGGCGGCUACGCCUACAAGCAGCGCUCGCUGUCGCCCGUGGCCGCGCCGCCCCUGCGCGAGCCCCGCGCGCGCCACGCCGCCGCCGCCGCCGCCGCCGCCGCCGCCUUCGCCCUGGACGCCGCGGCCGCCGCCGCCGCCGCCGGCCUGUCCCGCGAGCGCGCCCUCGACUACUACGGGCUCUACGACGAGCGCGGCCGCCCCUACGGCUACCCGGCCGUGUGCGAGGAGGACCUGAUGCCCGAGGACGACCAGCGCGCCACGCGCAACCUCUUCAUCGGGAACCUGGACCACAGCGUGUCGGAGGUGGAGCUGCGGCGCGCCUUCGAGAAGUACGGCAUCAUCGAGGAGGUGGUGAUCAAGAGGCCGGCGCGCGGCCAGGGCGGCGCCUACGCCUUCCUCAAGUUCCAGAACCUGGACAUGGCGCACCGGGCCAAGGUGGCCAUGUCCGGCCGGGUGAUCGGCAGGAACCCCAUCAAGAUCGGCUACGGCAAGGCCAACCCCACCACCCGCCUCUGGGUGGGCGGCCUGGGGCCCAACACCUCCCUGGCCGCGCUGGCCCGCGAGUUCGACCGCUUCGGCAGCAUCCGCACCAUCGACCACGUCAAGGGCGACAGCUUCGCCUACAUCCAGUACGAGAGCCUGGACGCGGCCCAGGCGGCCUGCGCCAAGAUGCGGGGCUUCCCGCUCGGCGGGCCCGACCGCCGGCUGCGCGUGGACUUCGCCAAGGCGGAGGAGACGCGCUACCCGCCGCAGUACGCGCCCGCGCCGCUGCCCGUGCACUACGAGCUGCUGGCCGACGGCUACGCGCGCCACCGCGGCCUCGACGCCGACCUGCGCGUGCGCGACCGCACCCCGCCGCACCUCCUCUACUCGGACCGGGACCGGACCUUCCUGGAGGGCGACUGGCCGGGCCUGGGCAAGGGCUCGGACCGCAGGACCAGCCUGGAGGGCUACGGGCGCUCGGCGCGCAGCCGCAGCGGGGAGCGCUGGGGCGCCGACGGGGAGCGCGCGCCGCCCAAGCCCUGGGAGGAGCGGCGCAAGCGCCGCAGCCUGUCGGGCGAGCGCGCGCGGGCCGCCCACUCCCCCUACGAGGAGCGCGGCAGGACCAAGGGCGGGGGCCCGCCCGAGCGCGCCGAGCGCACGCCCGAGCGCGGCGGCCGCAAGGAGAACCACGCGGGCGACGCCGCCAAGGACGGCGCGGGCGGCGGCGCCGCGCUGAGCAACAGCCGGCACGCGGCCGAGGAGCGCGGCGGCCACCACCACCACCACCACCACCACCACGGCGACGCGGGCGCGGGCGCCGCCGCGGACGGCAAGAAGGCGCGCGAGGCCGAGCGCAACCACCGGACCGCGGAGGCCGCCGAGGCGCGCGCGGCCGAGGAGCCGCGGCGCGAGGCGCGGAGGCCCGCCACGCUGGGCGAGUUCGCGCAGACGCUGCCGCUGGGCUGGCGCGGGCUGCUGGUGCUCAAGAACAGCUGCUUCCCCACCUGCAUGCACGUGCUGGAGGGCGACCCCGCCGUGCUGGGCGCGCUGCUCCGCGACCACGCGUCCGGCGGCAAGCUCACGCAGCUCAAGAUCGCGCAGCGCCUGCGGCUGGACCAGCCCAAGCUGGACGAGGUGACGCGCCGCAUCCGGCAGGGCAGCCCGCACGGCUACGCGGUGCUGCUGGCCACGCAGGCGCAGGCGCAGGCGCAGGCGGCCGGCGCGGGGCCCGGCGCCGAGCCCGGCGCGCCCGCCGUGGAGCCCGGCCUGCAGCGCCGCCUGCUGCGCAACCUCGUCUCCUACUUGAAGCAGAAGCAGGCGGCCGGCGUCAUCAGCCUGCCGGUGGGCGGCUCCAAGGGCCGCGACAGCACGGGCAUGCUCUACGCCUUCCCGCCCUGCGACUUCUCGCAGCAGUACCUGCAGGCCGCCCUGCGGACGCUGGGCAAGCUGGAGGAGGAGCACAUGGUGAUCGUGAUCGUGCGGGACGCGGCCUAGCCCGGCUGCCCCGCGCCCCGGCCCCGGACACUUCCCGAGCAGACCCUGGGGGCGCGGGAUGGGCGCGCAGGGGCUUUGUUUGGUUUUUUACAACGGGGAGGAGGAAGGGACCCUGGUCCGGCGGCCGCUGGCGCGCGAGCUGCUGUCUGCUGUAGUGACCGUGGGAGCUGUCAGCCAAGCCUGGUCGGAGGACGCGAUUGCGAGCUGCUCCGGGUCCUGGCGUCUGCGGGCAGAGGGGCGGGAAGGCGGCCUGGGCGGUGAUCGGGGAGCAGGCGGGAAAGCCACAGCUGUGACCACAAACGCAGCCGCGCGUCCUUCUCCACAGCGGAAGGCCAACACGCACGCACCACCACGUCCAUGCGGUUCUUCAAGGCGGCAAUGGAGGCAGUGCUUGUUGGAGCCAGGGCAGAGCCGUCUUCCGGGCCUGGGAAAGUGAAGCUUGCUCUGGGAGUGGGGGCGGCGCCUCGCGCGUGUGCAGGCCGGCCCCUGGCUGGGCCUCACAGGGACAGCCCGCGGGUAGCAGGCGCCGGGGCCAAGUGUUAGCGCAGGUGGGGGCUCGGCUCCUCCAGCAGCGGGCGCGAGUCUCGUGUGUGGUCGGUGCAGUCGUUUUCCCUGCAGAUCUGCACACCAGAGCCACGGGGGCCCGUGUGGACGACCUGUGUUCUUUCAGAGUGAGGUUGCUGCGCCUCAGCAAACACCUCGCCCUUUGCCCGGCAGAACCAAGAAAAGGAGGUGCCUCGCCAGUCAGUGCCUACUCACAUACAUCUCAAAGAAGGGGGCCCUCAGGCCCCGGCUGUCGCAGCCAGGUUUGGGUAAGGAGGCCCCCCCAUGGCGUGGCUCCUUCCUGCCUUCCCAGCCCCUUCAGCCAGGGCAGCGACAGGGGGCAGAGGCUGGCCGCGGCCCGGGGCUCCAGGGGGAAGCCGGGCCCACGCGCGCCGCCUGAGCUGGUGAAGGGUGCGCCCCUCCUCCCCAGUGGCUCAGGUCUGAGCGCAGGGAGAGUGAGGCCAGCCGGCAGGUGCUGCUCGUCUCCCAGGGCUCUUUCCUGAGAGAAGUGUUGUCAUGUCAACCAGAAGCGCGUCUGCGACCUGCGGGUGCUCCCUGGGGCCCCUGGGCUCAGCUGCCCGUCGCGGAGCUCGGUGCUCCCGCUGCUCUUGGCCCGUGGCUGCUCUCCUCUGCUGUGCCCGCUGGCGUCCGUGGCCCUGGCACGGCGCAGCGCCCCUUCCCCGCCCCGCGCGUAUGAUGAAGUGUGCGUCCUUUGGGGCCCAACGGACUUUACCUGCCCCCGGAGAGUUUUAGGCGUCCUGUGUUGCUUGUUUACGUCAUAAGCAAUGUGUCCCUUCUUCUCUCAGUAAAGGGAGAAAAGCCUCUUUAGCUGUGUAAUACCUAUACAACAGAAACCAAGAAGCUGUCAUUUGGACAAAAAAAAAAAAGAGCGAGAGCGAGAGAGACUAGCAUCUUCUAUUUAUUGUGGGAAGGAAAGGAGGUAGGGUGAGUGGAAAGGUAGAGACUCCAACCACCAGGACUGGAAAAGAGCUCCUGUCCCCCGUCCUGCGCCCCCAGCUGGUCAGCAGCUUCCCUGCUCCGGAAUGAUCUGGGCUCUGGCAGCAUCACAGAUCCAUCAGAUCUGUGCUGGGGGGGGGGGGGGGGGGGAUUGGGGGGUUGACAUGUGUCCACAGGGGCGCUGCCUGGAAGGCUCCUCCCCCCCCUCAAGCACCAUAGACUAUUCUGUUUCUUCUUCCAGCGGGCCUUUUCCCCCGGAACUGCAGGCCAGGCUCAGGAGGACUGAGCCAAUGUCCUUCCUCCCUGGGGUCGGGGUCGGGGUGGGGGGAUGGGAAUGCUUCUAAACCAGGCGUCCACCACUACCUUGCUCUGCUUCCUUUGGAAGUGUCUUCUGUGUGAAUGGCUAGGGCUGCAAGGAAAGGGACACCUCACUCUGAAGAAAGAGAACAGGGAAAGGCCAUAAACAAAGACAGACUUGUUGUUUAUUUUGUAUUUUUUUAAAUAAAUACACUUUACAUGAAAGAAAAAAGGCCUUUGAUUUGUAAUUUCCACAUUGGGGAGAAAGGGAG
Molecule: messenger RNA, 4947 nt
Organism: Dipodomys spectabilis (banner-tailed kangaroo rat)
Lineage: Eukaryota; Metazoa; Chordata; Mammalia; Rodentia; Heteromyidae
Gene: Rbm15b
Product: RNA binding motif protein 15B
Exons: 1
Coding region: 80-2878 (932 amino acids)
Biological process (GO): regulation of alternative mRNA splicing, via spliceosome
Cellular component (GO): nucleus
Molecular function (GO): mRNA binding
Source: RefSeq, a predicted model, not a curated record